CCGCCGCCGCAGCCGCCCGCAGCCGCGGCAGGACCGGCCCGCGCGCUCCCCGGGGUGCGCCCCCCUCGGUCCCGCGCCCUCCGGGUUCGCAGGGACACCCUCCUCCCCGCGCGUCGAGGCCCCGCCCGGCUCGGCCCCCGCCCCGCGCCCGAGCGCGCCGAGGAUGUGAGUCCUGCCCGCCGCCUCCGGAGCAGCAGCCACUCGCGCGCGGAGCCCGAGCGCAGCGCAGCUCAGCUGCGGGCGCUCGCUGGGUCGCUCGCGCGGGCUGCGCGCUCCUGCCCCAAGCGGUGUCCCCCCGGCCUCUCGCCGGCCCCAGCGCCGCGGCAGCCCCAAGGGCCGUCCCCGGCCGGCCAUCCCCGGCCCCAGCGCCGCUGACCCUGUCCUCCGCGGGCGGGGACGCGGGCGGAGGAGGUGCCGCCUCGGAGCCCCCGGACGCGACCAUGUCGGAGGUGCUGCCCUACGGCGACGAGAAGCUGAGCCCCUACGGCGACGGCGGCGACGUGGGCCAGAUCUUCUCGUGCCGCCUGCAGGACACCAACAACUUCUUCGGCGCGGGGCAGAACAAGCGGCCGCCCAAGCUGGGCCAGAUCGGCCGGAGCAAGCGCGUUGUUAUUGAAGAUGAUAGAAUUGAUGACGUGCUGAAAAAUAUGACCGACAAGGCACCUCCUGGUGUCUAACUGCCCCAAAGACAAUGAGUUGAGGGAAAGAGAAAGAAGAGUGCGGGCCAUACAGUUCUUGGCAGAAAGCAUGAGGAGGAGAAAGCACUUUGAAAUGUAUUAUUAGCUUGCUACCUACGAUGAAAUCAACAACCUGUGUCUCACGUCAGGCCGGCAGACAGAUGAGGUGUGAGGAGAAGGAGGAGGAAGAGGAAGAGGAGAAGGCUCUGGGCUCCUCUACAAAAAUAAAAGUAAAAAAAAAAACACAAAAAAAUCACUAUAUACACACAUAUAAAAAAAGUCUCAGUUGCAGCUAUUUGUCAAAAUUAAUAUGUUUCUUUUUAUAUCUGGUAAAUAUUGUGCAAUUAUAGAUCUGGAGUUUGAACCACUUCCUGAAGUAGCACCGAGUCCUUGAAGGUGCUUGUGGUCUCUGCUGAUUUGGCUGUUCCCAAUGUUUACAUUAUUUAAUCUUGCAAAAAUGAUCCUGUGCACUUGGAUGUGACAUGCUGUCCAGUUUUAUUUUUUUAAAUUGUUGUUUAUUCUUGGAUGUACAAAAGAAAACCGGGGAAAAUGAUCUCUGUAGAUACUGUUUUGCUUCGGUCACCUUUUGAAGUUAUCAGCAAUGUGUUUAAGAGCAGGAGGUAACUUCUGUAAGGAAUGACGCUUCAGGCGAAUCCUUGUCUAUUUUCAAGAGAUGAAGGGCACAAAAGCUUGUGUUUUCUUUGUUGCAGUGAAGCUUGUUGCCCAGGUUAACUCCAACAACACGUUUUCUAUGUCUGAGAGAAAAAGAAAAAAAGAAAAACAAAGAAAAAAAAAUGCUUGAGCUUUUUCUAACCUCCCCUUGGAGUCCCUUGUGUGAGCCCCCCCUCUCUCCUUCUCCAACUUUGUGUCACUUGAUUCUCUUUAAUGAACUGUAAAAAAACAAAAACAAAUGUAAUCACAAGAGUGCCAAAUAUCUUGAAACGCCAAAAGGCAUUUUGGUUUCUUUUUCCCUGUGCUCUGAGUCCUUGUACAGGAAUGCUCGGAGUGUCUUUCCUGUUAUUUAUAGGGGUUCUCUUAAGACUCGCCAGCUGCCUGUUUUGCAUGGUAUUUGCAAAAAAUGCCUCUUGCGUGAGGAAUCUUUGACCAUUUUAUUUUAUUUUAUUUCCUUUGGUUUGUUUGCAACUUUGGAUCUCAAGAGGUCCCCACCCCCAGCUCCUUCUUUUCUUAGUUCUGUAUUCUGUAAUGUUGCACCUUGAACCAGCACACAGGGCUAUUUCUCCGAUGUACAAUAAAGAACUCUUCCUGUGUCUCCUCUC
Messenger RNA from Peromyscus leucopus (white-footed mouse), 1954 nucleotides. It is a transcript of the gene Camk2n1, whose product is annotated as calcium/calmodulin dependent protein kinase II inhibitor 1. NCBI's taxonomy places the organism in Eukaryota, Metazoa, Chordata, Mammalia, Rodentia, Cricetidae. The record is from RefSeq and is a predicted model, not a curated record. Gene Ontology annotation, molecular function: protein kinase binding; calcium-dependent protein kinase inhibitor activity. Bases 441 to 677 code for a protein of 78 amino acids. Gene Ontology annotation, biological process: negative regulation of protein kinase activity. The transcript is spliced from 2 exons.